Messenger RNA from Lactuca sativa (garden lettuce), 594 nucleotides. NCBI's taxonomy places the organism in Eukaryota, Viridiplantae, Streptophyta, Magnoliopsida, Asterales, Asteraceae. The record is from RefSeq and is a predicted model, not a curated record.
AUGAAAAAGAAGAUAUUACUAUUCAAGGUAGACUUUGAUAAGGCAUUUGACUCCGUUAACUGGAGUUUUCAUGAUGCAAUUAUGAAGCAAAUGGGGUAUGGUAUGAAAUGGUGCAAUUGGAUUCAUGGAUGCUUGACUUCAUCUAGAUCUUUAGUUAUUGUUAAUGGCUCUCCCACUAAAGAGUUUUCACUUGAGAAAGGGGUUAUGCAAGGAGACCCCCUAUCCAUAUUUCUAUUCAUAAUUGCUAUGGAGGGUCUCAAUAUAGCAAUGAAAUCUACCUGCGAUAAAGGGAUAUUUCAAGGUCUUAAAAUCCCAAAGUCAAACAAUAUGGUUUCGCAUCUCUUUUAUGCAGACAUUGCCCUCUUCAUAGGUGAAUGGACUGAAAAUAAUAUCAAAAACUUGGCACGAAUACUUCGCUGCCUCCAUAUCUCUUCAGGACUUAAAGUGAACUUCCACAAAUCAAAGGUGUUCGAAGUUGGUUCAUCGCUGCAUGAGACUUCCCGAAUGGCAGCCCCACUUGGGUGUCAACCUGCAAGUCUCCCGUUUACUUACCUUGGAGUACCGGUAGGUGCCAAUAUGAACCUCCAAAAGUAA